Messenger RNA from Symbiodinium sp. CCMP2592, 2574 nucleotides. The record is from the annotation of a GenBank genome assembly. Lineage: Eukaryota; Dinophyceae; Suessiales; Symbiodiniaceae.
AUGCUGAGAAUUGUUCCAUCGCUUUUCAUUCGCAACUUUGGGGACGGUUGGUCUCUACUGAGUCUUGAUGUGUCUGACGCUUUCUUGCAGUGCAAGCAACAGCAUGAUACCUUGACAAAAGUUGAUGGAAAAUGGUAUAAACUUUUCCGAAUGCUGCCUGGGCAACGGGACGGAUCUGCUACCUGGUUUCAAGAUUUUAUGUGUGAAAUCCGCGCAGCUGUUGCUGCUGAGCCAUUGGCAGAGCAGCCAGUGUUGUUUCGCAUUCCACAUGCGGAAGGCAACCACAAGUGCCAAGGAGGUGGAAUGGUGCAUGUAGACGACAUGCUUGCGGCAGGAUUGACCGCACGCCUUCAGGAGCUUGAGAAUCACUUGAAGUCAAAGUUCAAAGUGUCCAGUGAAUGGAUCCGCCAAGUAGGUGACGAGGUUUCCUUCUUGAAGCGGCGACUGAUCCUAGUCAGCCCCAAUUUGCUGGUUGUUGAGCCUGAUAUCAAAUAUCUUGAGAAACUCUUGAAGAUCACUGGACUAGAUGGUGCCAAGGAGCGGUACAAGGCGGCCCCGUUCCCGACUGGAGGCCUGCCGACAGACCUUUCAUCGGACCGCGAGCUGAACUCAGAGUCAGCAUCAAAGUAUCGCUCAGCACUUGGACUGAUCUGCAAUCGCGUGUCUGAGCAGAAAACUUCUACCCUCGAAAUGUUCUCAGACAGUGACUGGUCCGGGGAUAAGAAGACGCGCAAGUCCGCUGAGUACAACUCCCUGGUUGCUGGUGCGGCAACUGCCAUCCUCCUUAAGAAUUGCGUCAUACACUUGUCGCUUGGGAAUCGCCAAGGAGUCGGACGGACUCGCCACAUCGACGGAAAGCUGUUGUGGCUUCAGCAGAUGACUCAGGAAAAGAUGCUGGACAUUUCACCGGUUGGAACCGCAGAGAAUGUUGGUGACCUUCCCACGAAGCCGCUAAAGCCAGAGAGAGUUGAGUUCAUCCUUGCACGGUUGAAUGUUCGUGACAAGGAUUGCGGCUAUGCCUUGGUUGGGAACGCCCAUUUGCUUGAUCACAGGACGCGACAUCAUGUGAGUCGCAUUGUGAAGCGAGGAGCAGUCAACCCACAGCUUGUGCUUCAGAUCCUUGCAUUGGCUUUGCAAGCAGAUUCUGUCGCCAGUGCCGAUGAUGAGCCCAAUACGCAUCGCGAUGACGCCUUGAGCCAGGGGACUGGCGAGCACGGUUACGGGGAUGGCGCUUGGAAAUCGGCCACCACGGCGGCAUAUCCUUCGGAUUUCGCUGCUUUCUUCGCACGUCUUUCCUUGAGUGCUGUUUCUGAAUUGAGGGCCGUGGCCGAUUCCGAUUUGAUCCCGAUCAACAUUCCUUCUUCGGCGGAGGCCUUUGCCACGGAGUGUAUUGCGCGCGGUGCUUUUGAUCGCGCCUCUGUUCAGAUUCUUUUCGACUUACUUCCCAAGACUCGGCCCCACAAAGUCACAGGCAGCGCCGAACCUGGCACCGCUUUCUUUGGAGGUACUAUGCAUCAGGAGGGUGUCACUGCACCGCGAUCCACUUGUUACACAUUCCCCGAAGCCAUGCGUGUGAUCAAUGCUUUCCUUCGUUCGGUGGACCCGUGCCAUCAUUAUGCCGCCUUUGUUCUCACAAAGAACGUCAGCAGUGAGGUUCAUCGUGAUCCGCGGAACGCGGCAGUGCCCAACAUGAUUGAUUGUGGCGAUUUCUUCAUUUUCGAAUGGUGGUAUUUGGAUUCAGGAUCCUUCCGGUACCACAGUGCGCUCCUUUCAUGGCUCGCCCGUCACGGGCACUGUGCACUCUUUACAGGACGGACUCUGCUUUUCUGGCUUCACUGGGCUUUCCUGUCUUGGAUUCCUCUCCUGCGGGGGGGGAGGCUCAAGCGGAAUCCUUCGAUGCCCCAGGCAAAUCCACCUUGGCCGCGCGCGGCAGUGGCGGGGAUGGACAAGUCAGGGGCCGGAGGUGCCCAGGAGGUGCCAGUGGGGGUCGACCAUGCAGCCAGGGAAGCGUUUGACCCCAAGACCAGUCGCGCUUUCGGGCAACCCAUGCAGGAGUUUGUGGACGGCUUUGGGCUGUGCUCGCCUGGCCGUUGGGCUCCUGAGGCGAGGGAAAAGCUGGCAUCGAGUGAUGAAGUCGCACAUGCUGAGAAAAUUCGUGGACUGCUAAGACUGCUAAGAGAUUUUGUGAUUGAUCAGCUGAAGGAUCCCAAGGACAUGGCUUUUCGGCUUGCGACGGGCCAUGUGAAGAAGUCUCCAUUCGCGCAGUCGGCAUUGCAGAAGCUGAGGCAGAGAAUCGUCGACAUCAUCCCGGGGGUGAACAAGCAGCUCACACUGCAGUGGAGGCCGAGGGAUGAGAACACCUUGUCUGACGCUAUCACCAAUCACGAUUUCUCGAGUUUCUGUCCGGAGCUGAGGGUUCCCUUGAAGCUUGACGAUCUGCCGCUUGACAUUUUCCGUCGGAUGAUUCAUUCCAGGGAGGCCUUCGUGAAUGCACGCGUCAGCUUACAACACCUGGUAUCAAGAGAGACUUCGAUGUCGCGUCGUGAGAAGGAGCAGAGCAAAACACCUUGGUGA